GCUCGAGUUAAAGCGGUACACGGUUGUGGUAGAGAGGGAACAGGCGUUGUUGAAAGGAAGCUGAAACGGCAGUUGGUACGCAAGCUAUUGCUUUUUAACGUUGCUUGCAUCCAUUGCUAUUUCCUAAUGGCAACGGAGGAGAAAAGGAAAUCUGUGUCGCAGGCUGAAUCAGAAGUCGGUUCGUUACCGACACCUCAUGGCUACAAUAACAAUAAUAACAACAACAACAAUAAUAAUAAAGAUAGCGAGGGAAGCGAGAAUACGACCACGGCCACUUCGAGCGGGACAGGAACUCACAGCAUCGGGAACGGCUCUGGAGUCAACCCUACAUUGGGAAAUAACGGGAAAUGGGUCCGGUUGAACGUCGGCGGCACAGUAUUCCUCACAACGCGGCAUACCCUACUCAAAGAACAAACGUCCUUUCUCUAUCGGCUCUGUCAACAACAGGACUUACAUUCGGACACGGACGAGACAGGGGCCUAUGUGAUAGACAGAGACCCCACCUACUUCGGCCCCAUCCUUAACUACCUGCGACACGGCAAACUGGUCUACAACAAGGAGCUGGCUGAAGAAGGUGUGUUAGAGGAAGCUGAGUUCUACAACAUCACUCCUCUGAUAAAACUGAUCAAGGAGAGGAUUCUGGAGCGGGACUGUAAAGUCACACAGCAGGUGCCUCCUAAACAUGUGUACCGGGUGCUGCAGUGCCAGGAGGAGGAGCUCACCCAGAUGGUUUCCACCAUGUCAGACGGCUGGAAGUUUGAGCAGGUCAGCGUGCGCACCUGCAGAAAGCCCCGCACCGGACUGCUCUGGACUAUGGUAAACAUUGGUUCGUCGUAUAGCUAUGGGACAGAGGACCAGGCAGAGUUUCUGUGUGUGGUGUCCAAGGAGCUACACACACCUGGGUCAGGCCUGGGCACCGAACAGAGCCACAAGACCAAGGCUUCAGAGGUGCAGCAGGAGAAAGGAGCGCAGGAUGAGGUGGAGGGAGGAGAGAGAAAUACCACCCCGAAUGAGUGGAUAAGGGAAUGACAGUCUUGUGUCAGUGUUCCAAAGACGUGAAUGGCUUUUUCAGAUCCAUGGAUCCCGGAUGUACUAGAGAGAAUUGUACUUUUUUAGCUUGACAUUUCAUUUUGUGUUUGUUGACAUAUGUUUUAUCAUUGUUGUUGCUUUUGGAGAAAAAACCCCCAGAAGUGCUCAAAUAUUAUUUUCAAAGACUAUCGAAGUGUCCCUCUCACCAGCAGCGAAACGCCAACAUUUCAACAUGUGUAGAGACGGAUAUAUGUUUAAAAAAAAAAAUUAUAAUUAUUAUCAUCUAUCAUUUUUUAAUGUAUUUUAGUUCCAAUCACCACUUAAGCCGUGGAAGUUAGUGAAUCUUAGUAAAAUAGAUUUGACCAAAGACAAUGAUUAAAAGCACUGCAAAUCAAUGUGCUCAUCCAAAUGUGAAAAAUGGUAUGAAAUUUACAUGAAAUAUGUGGAAUCUGACUCAUAAGUAAAUUGUUGUUGUUUGCAGUA
Messenger RNA from Salmo salar (Atlantic salmon), 1512 nucleotides. The record is from RefSeq and is a predicted model, not a curated record. NCBI's taxonomy places the organism in Eukaryota, Metazoa, Chordata, Actinopteri, Salmoniformes, Salmonidae.